UUUUGGUUUCAGUGGGUGUGUGUGCGGGCGUUCGUGCGUGCGUUCAUUCGUACGUUCGUGUUUGCUUCUCAACACUAGCCUUCCUAUAUUAUCUUAUCAAUAUCUACCUGGUCACAAUCAUAUCUGUUUGGUUUUUUUUUGUUCAAUUUUAAAAUUUUAAUUCAUUUAUUCGUAAAUUGUUUUUUGAACAUCAUCAUCAUCAUCAUCAUCAUCGUCAUCAUGGCUAUGGCAAUGCGUGGACUGGGCAACGGGCCCUGGGAUAAACUUAUGGAACGUUUUAAGGAUCAAAAACGUGCUGAAUUAAGAUCGAUACCAAAAUCAGCACAAGAUGAUUCUGGUGGUGUUGGUGGUAUUGGCGGUGGUGCCAGUGGUGGUAUGGGUAUUGGUGGCUUGGGUGGUAUGGCCGGUGAUUAUGAUCCAUAUCAUCAUCCUGGUGGAUUACAAUAUCAUGAAGAUAAUGAAUUAUUAGCUGGUUGUGAACAACAACAAGAUCUAUUGCAAUUAGCUGGUGGUUUUGGUUCACGUUUUGAGCCAUUAUUACAUAGACAUGAUCUAUGUGAACGUGUUACAAUUAAUAUUAGUGGCUUAGUGUUUGAAACACAGCUUCGUACAUUACAACAAUUUCCAAAUACAUUAUUGGGUGAUCCGGCCAAAAGAAUCCGCUAUUAUGAUCCGCACACAAAUGAAUAUUUUUUCGACCGUAAUCGUCAAGUAUUUGAUGCCAUUUUAUAUUAUUAUCAAUCUGGUGGUCGAUUACGUAGACCAGUGAAUGUACCAUUGGAUAUAUUUGCUGAAGAGGUGAAAUUUUUUGAAUUAGGCGAAGCAGCAUUCAACAAAUUUCGUGAAGAUGAAGGUUUUGUCAAAGAGAAAGAAAAACCAUUGCCAAAAAAUGAAUUUAAAAGAAAAAUAUGGCUAUUAUUUGAAUAUCCAGAAUCAUCACAAUGGGCACGUGUUGUUGCCAUCAUAUCUGUGGUUAUUAUCAUAUUAUCAAUAUUAAUAUUCUGUUUGGAAACAUUGCCAGAAUAUAAACAUUAUAAAAUAUUCAAUACAACAACGAAUAUGACACGUGUUGUAGAAGAUGAAGUACCAUCAUAUACGGAACCAUUUUUUAUCAUUGAAACCAUUUGUAUUAUUUGGUUUUCCAUAGAAAUAUUGAUCAGAUUUUUUGCCUGUCCAUCGAAAAUAACAUUUCUAAAGGAUAUAAUGAAUGCAAUCGAUUUUUUUGCCAUAGUGCCAUAUUUUGUAACAUUAGCCACAAUGAUUGCCAAACAACCUGAAGAUGAUGAAUUACAGAAAUUACAAAUGUUACAUGGUAAUACUGAUUCAAAAUCACAAUCAUCAUCAUUAGCAAUAUUAAGAGUAAUACGUUUGGUUCGUGUAUUUCGUAUAUUUAAAUUAUCAAGACAUUCAAAAGGAUUACAAAUAUUAGGAAUGACAUUGAAAGCAUCGAUGAAAGAAUUAGCAUUGUUAAUAUUUUUCCUAUUAAUCGGUGUUGUCCUAUUCAGUUCAGCUGUUUAUUAUGCUGAAGCUGAUAGUGAAAGAUCAAAUUUUAAAUCAAUUCCAGAUGCAUUUUGGUGGGCAGUGGUUACAAUGACCACUGUUGGUUAUGGUGAUAUGCGUCCAGUUUGUGUUUGGGGUAAAUUUGUUGGUUCAUUAUGUGCUAUAGCCGGUGUAUUAACUAUUGCAUUACCAGUGCCGGUUAUUGUAUCAAAUUUUAAUUAUUUUUAUCAUCGUGAAAAUGAUCAGGAAGACCUAGAAUCAACAAAUUUUAACCACGUCCGGUGUUGUCCUUAUUUACCUGGUUAUGUUGGUACAAAUCGUUUACGUCGUACAUCAUAUUCUGAUUCAAAUAUAACACAUAAUAAUAAUGAUGAUGAUGAAGAUGAUGAUGAUGAUGAUGGUGAUAUUAUUGGUGAUAUUGAUGGUAUUAGAAUCAAUGAUAACGAUGAUGAUGAUGAUGGUGGUAAUGAUAAAAAUAAUGAUGACGAUGACUCAAAAUCAACACAACAAUUUCAAGAUAAUUCAAAUGACCAACAACAACAACAACAACCAUUAUUAUUAAUGGCUAGUAAUACAAUAAAAAGUCCAUCAUCAUUAUCAUCAUCAUCAUUAUCGAAUCGUUUUCCAACAAAACCAACAAUUGCUGAAACUUGUGAUUAUGAAAAACAAUUACAAUUAAUGAUACAACGUACAAAUAGUGUACGACAUGCCAGUAGUAGUAAUAGUAAUAGAAGAAGAUCUAGUAAUCAAUCAACAAGUCCAUUAUCGGCUGCUACAUCAUCAUCAGCUAUUGCAUAUCCAACAACAAUGUUUCCAACGACAAUAUCAUCACCAAUACCAAUUACAGCAGCAACAAUAGCGACAACAACUGGUGGUGGUGGUAUUAUAAUCGAUCCAAAUGGAUCAUCAACAUUACGUUCACCAAUAUCUGAAACUGGUGGUAUUAAUCUUACACGUACAGCAUCAUUUCAUCGGCAACAAUCACAACAACAACAACAACAACAAUCAUAUCGUCGACGAUCAUCAACACGUAGUCCACAAUCAAAUUAUUCAUCACCAGAAUCGCCGACAAAAAAUAAGCUCAAUAAUACAAAUUUUUUAAAUUUAAUAACCAUAUCAAAUACAUCAUCAUCAUCAUCAUCAUCACCACCAUUACUACCACCAGGUUGUCAGGCACCACCAAGUCCAUCAUUAAGAUUACAUUAUAUUGAUAAUAAUCGUAAUUUACGGUCACCAUCAAUUGAAAAAAUAAUUCCAACAACAACAAAACAAUCGAUAACAUUGACACCGCCACAACCACAACAGCCAUCAUCAACGGCAACAACAACAACAACAACAACAGCAACAAAAUCGGCCAAAAAAUCACGUGUAUAUCUAAAAGCAAAACAUACAAUGAUUAAUAUAAUUGCAUUCAUGUUUUCAAUAUUCUUAUGACAUUUAAUAAUAAUAAUAAAAUAUAUCGACAACAACAACUACAGCAACAAACAUAUCAAAUUUGCAAAAAAACAU
Molecule: messenger RNA, 3009 nt
Organism: Dermatophagoides farinae (American house dust mite)
Lineage: Eukaryota; Metazoa; Arthropoda; Arachnida; Sarcoptiformes; Pyroglyphidae
Source: RefSeq, a predicted model, not a curated record